UUCAGUGCGGCGACGCGGCCGCUCGUUUGAAUUUGAAGGCGGAAACAUGGCGGGUGUGAGCGGCACCGGGGCGCAGUAGACGGAGCUUGCGGGCAGAGGCCGGCGGGAGCUGCGUGCGGCAGAAUGGAAUCUGACCUCGGUCAAGACGGGGCCCCCAGACCAUCUUACGUCUUUAGUGCCGACCCACUGGCAAGGCCUUCGGAAGUAAACUUGGACGGCAUCAAGCUUGACCUCUCUCACGAGUUCUCCUUAGUUGCUUCGAACACCGAGGCAAGCUGUUUGGAAUCCAAAGAUUAUCUCCAAGUUUGUCUUCGAAUAAGGCCGUUCACACAGUCAGAAAAGGAACAUGAGACUGAGGGCUGUGUGCAGAUCGUGGACACACACACUGUUCUGCUGAAGGAGCCUCAGAGCGUCCCUGCUCGGCUGAGUGAGAGAAGCUCCACACAGAUGACACAGAAAUUCAGCUUCUCCAAGGUUUUCGGUCCAGAAACGACCCAGCAGGAGUUCUUCCAGGGCUGCGUCCUCCAGCCGGUGCAGGAUCUUCUGCGAGGCCAGAGCCGGCUGCUGUUCACCUACGGGCUCACAAACUCUGGGAAAACAUACACGUUUCAAGGUACGGAAGAGAAUGUUGGCAUACUGCCUCGAACUUUGAAUGUACUGUUUGAUAAUCUUCAGCAAAAGUUGUACACAAAGAUGAACCUUAAGCCACACAGGUCCAGAGAGUAUCUGCGGUUAUCACCAGCACAAGAAAAAGAAGAAGUUGCAAACAAAGCUGCACUGCUCCGGCAGGUCAAAGAGGUUGUUGUACACAAUGACAGUUGUGAUACUCUGCAUGGAAGUUCAGUAAACUCUCUGAAUAUCUCAGAGUGUGAAGAACCCAUGAAAGAUUGUGAACAAGCUACUAUGAAUAUGGAUAAUAACAUAAAAUUUUCCGUGUGGGUCUCUUUCUUCGAGAUUUAUAAUGAGUGUAUUUAUGACUUAUUUGUGCCUUUAUCAUCUAAAUUCCAGAAGAGAAAGAUGCUCCGGCUCUCCCAGGACGUAAAGGGCUAUUCCUUUAUAAAAGAUCUGCAGUGGAUUCAAGUGUCUGACUCCAAAGAAGGACAUAGGCUUUUGAAGCUCGGAAUAAAGCACAGGAGUGUCGCCUUCACGAAGCUGAACCAUGCUUCCAGUCGGAGUCACAGCAUCUUCACCGUCAGAAUACUGCACACCGAAGAUGCCGGCGUGCCGCGGGUAAAGCGAGUCAGUGAACUGUCUCUAUGUGACCUUGCUGGGUCAGAGCGAAGCAUGAAGACGCAGAAUGAAGGGGAGAGGCUGAGAGAGACCGGGAACAUCAACACUUCUCUGCUCACUCUGGGAAAGUGCAUCGGUGUCUUGAAGAACAGCGAAAAGUGCAAGUUCCAGCAGCAUGUACCUUUCCGGGAAAGCAAACUGACGCACUACUUUCAAAGCUUUUUUAAUGGCAAAGGGAAAAUAUAUAUGAUUGUCAACAUCAGCCAGUGCUGUUUUGCCUACGAUGAAACACUCAGUGUGCUGAAGUUCUCAGCCAUUGCUCAGAAAGUUUGUGUUACAGACACCUUGAAGUCUUCUCAGGAGAAGUCAUUUGCACCUGUAAGAUCCUCUCAGGAUACAUCUGUUGACGCCAAUAAUUCAGACAAUAAAAGCCUCAGUGUGAGAAGAGCCGCAGUGUCCUGGGAAAGCACCCUAGACGACGUGGUGGAAGAUGAAGGUCUGGGCGAAGACACAGAGCAAUCUGAAGAGAAGCAGAGCUCGGAAUCUGAACUUACUGAUGCAGAUCCUGAGAAAACAUUUGAGGACGCUAAGACUUUGGUUACGCACGAGGAGAAGAGGAAGCUGUUGGAGUUAAUAGAAGAUUUGAAACAAAAACUGAUAAGUGAAAGGAAAGAAAAGCUGACGUUAGAACUUAAAAUCCGUGAGGAAGUCACCGAGGAAUUCACUCAGUAUCUGGCCCAGCGAGAAGCGGACUUUAAGGAAACUCUUCUCCAGGAGCGAGAGAUCUCAGAAGAAAACGCUGAGUGCCGUGUGGCCAUCUUCAAGGAUCUGGUUGGUAAAUCUGACUCUGAAGAACCAGUGAAUCGGGAUUGUGCUGUGAAAACGGAGAGCAAAGAAGCACAUAAUUAUGUAGGAAUUGAAGAUUUUAUUGAUUCUCUCCAAGAUGAUGUGUCUGAUAUUAGGAAACAGACUGAAAUUGCUCACUUACACAUUACGUCUCUUGCUGACCCCCAGGAAGCGGUUGCUUGUUUAGAACUAAAGUUUAAUCAAGUUAAAGCUGAAUUAGCUAAAACCAAAGAAGAAUUAAUCAAAACCCAGGAAGAGUUAAAAAAGAGACAAAAUGAACCAGAAAUUAACUUAAAUUCACGGACUGAAGAUCUCGAGGAAUCAAAUAAGGUCAGGACCGCUGCACGUUCUCCAGCAGUGAACACUGAGCUGACUUGUAGCGCAUCUGUCGGAGUGCCUCAGGACUUGAAAACCAAAACCUGCCCAGGGGGGAAGAGGUUAAAUGACAGCGGACUUGAGCAGGAAGAGCCACCGGCAAAGAGAGGACCUGUGCAUGCGGUUUCAACUGCCACUGAACAUCAAAAGGAAACCAAAGAGCAGAAUGACCAAGCUGCACAGGAAAGCCGGGCAGAGCUGCGGAGACACCUGCGCAUCGUUGACAGUGAGCUUCGAGCAGAGAGGGAAGGCAGGGCAGAGUUAAAUAAGCAGGUCGCUGCUUUGCAGCAAGAACUUUUUCUGUCUGAAAAAAAGAGUUCUAGUUUACGUUCAGACCUCCAGCAAAUUCAGUUAAGUUAUGACAAUGUAAUUUCUGAAUUAUGUGUACAGAGAAGUAAAAAUCAAGAACAGGAGAAUAAGAUCAUAAAAUUAUCAGAGGAGGUUGAAAUCACUAGAAGAAAUAUGACAAAUAAUGUUUCACAGAUGAAAUUAAUGCAGGCAAAAAUGGAUGUGCUGCGGGCACUGGUUUCAGCUUCUCAAGCCUCAGACGCAGACUGGCUCCACCCCAGGGGCUCGUCACGCGACCCUCGAGAGGCAGCGGGGCCACACCCUGCAGACACGGGCGACCUGGUGACCGGUCAGGCCACCGAGGACCAGGCUCGAGAACUCAGUGGGGAAAGUUCUUUCCACUCUAGCAUGGAAGCCAUUUGGGAAGAGUGUAAGGGGAUUGUAAAGAGCUCCUCUCAGAAAAGUCGCCAGAUCCAGGAACUAGAGCAGCAUAUCAGGGGUCUGCAGGAGGAACUGAAAGUCCAGCUGAGCGAAAACAACCAAGUGAAGGAGAGGGAGGGUGGCGGCCAGUGCGAGCUGCUGAGAGAGAAGGAAAGGCCCGUACAGCCACUGAAAGGUGAGCUGCGGGAGAAAGCUGCCGGUCUGGGUGUUCACGCACAGCUUGUAGUGGCAGGGGAAAGAGCACUUUCAGAACUCACACAAGACGUUACUUGCUAUAAGAUAAAAAUAAAAGAACUUGAGUCAAUGUUAGAAACUCAGAAAGAUGAACACAGUCAGUCGAGCAAGUUAGAGCAAGAAAUUCUGGAAAAGGAAUCCGUCAUCUCAAAGUUAGAAGCAGAUCGAAAGGAAUUUCAAGCAAAUCUUCAGGACUCUGUCAAAAUCACUGAAGAAUUAAGGCAGAGGGAAGUGAAGUUGAAAGAAGAAGUCACCCAGUUAACAAACAGUUGGCAAGCAGCGAAGCGUUUGCUUCAGUUACAGGAAGAAGAGAAAGAAACCAACUGGAAAGAAACAGAAAGGCUGAAGGAGGAGCUCUCUGCAAACUCUGCUGUCACUCAGGCUCUGAAGGCAGACCUUGAGAAGAAGGAAGAAGGCUAUGCUGAGCUGAAAGUCAAACUGGCUGAUGCCAAGAAGCAGAUCGAGCAGGUGCAGAAAGAGGUGUCUGUAAUGCGUGAUGAGGAGAAAUCAUUGAGAAUUAAAAUCAGUGAACUGGAGAAAAAGAAGAAUCAGUAUUGUCAGGAAAUUGACAUGAGACAACGAACUAUCCAGCAGCUCAAGGAGCAGCUGAGUCGUCAGGUGGAAGAGACUGUGCAGCAGCAGGAGAAGAUGAGCAAAGAGAUAAGUAUCAAAGAGAAAAUAAUUGAAGACAUGCGUUUCGCACUGGAAGAGCAAGAACAGACUCAGGUAGAACAAGACCAGGCGCUCGAGGCUCAACUGGAGGAGGUCACGAGGCUGACCACAGAACUGGAGAAGUGGAAGGCAAACUGCAGAGACCUGGAAGCCAAAGGGAGCAAGGUGCCGAGUGAAGAGCCUGCGGACGACAGAGCGGCAGUCGGUGCAGAGCUCAGCGGGCUGCAGGCUGAGCUGCAGGCAUCCGAACAGAAGUACAGAGCCGACAGGAAGAAAUGGUCGGAAGAAAAGAUGAUGCUUCUCACUCAAGCAAGAGACGCUGAGAACCUGCGGAACAGAGAGAUGAGGAAGUACGCCGAGGACAGAGAACGCUGCCUGAAGCAGCAGAGCGAAGCGGAAAUGCUCAGAGCACAGCUGGCAGAGAGAGAGAGCAGCCUCCAGAAGUGGCGAGAGGAGCGGGACCAGCUGGUCGCAGCACUGGAAGUGCAGCUGGCAGAGAAGGAGAGCAGCCUCCAGAAGUGGCGAGAGGAGCGGGACCAGUUGGUUGCGGCACUGGAAGUGCAGCUGGGAGCUCUGGCCGCCAGCAGCGCGCAGAAAGACCAUGAGGCCGUGCGGCUGCGAGAGAGCACAGUGCCGGGCUCCCACAGUGAGACGCGAGUCAUGGCUACCAAGCUCGGACAUGAGAGCCCAGCAGAGCCUCGCAGAGUCGAGACUGAGCCUCAGCCCACAAAUGCCGACGUUGCCAGGAAGGAAGCAGAGGAUGAAUCUGUAGUUCUUGACUCCUGUGAAGUGUCAACAGAAAACAGUCAAAGUACCCGGUUUCCAAAACCUGAGCUAGAGAUUCAGUUCACACCUUUACAGCCAAACAAAAUGGCUGUGAGACGCCCUGGCUGCAGCUCACCGGUGACGGUCAAGAUGCCCAAGGCUCGGAAGAGGAGGAGCAGUGAGGUGGCUGAGGGUUUGGUGAAAUGUGAAAACAAGAAGAAUUCUACACCCAAACCUAAUUUUAAAUCCCCUAUUCCUGCAUGUAGAAAUUCUCCUCUCAAUAAAGAACAAAAGGUCUCCACAGCUCCACCAUCUAAAGCGUAUUCUUUACGGAGUCAGGCAUCUACAAUUAACAGAAACUCAGCCGCUAAAAAAAAAGAUGGAACACUACAGAAAUUUGGAGACUUUUUACAGCAUUCUCCUACAAUUCUUCAGUCAAAAGCAAAGAAGAUUAUUGAGACGAUGAGCUCUUCCAGGCCCCCACGAGUUGAGUCAAGUAAAGAGGAUGGGCCUCGACCAAAGCGGGCCAAACGGAGACUCUAUACCAGCCAGAUCUCCUCUCCUCUCAGCAUGGCCGGCCAAGUGAUUGUGAUGGACCAGAAAGUGAAAGAAAGUGAUCAUCAGAUUCUCAGACGGCGACUUCGAACUAAAACGGCUAAAUGAAUCGCCUGUGGAGAAUGCUCAGAGCCCGUAUUCAUGGUUGUUGCGGCUCACGUCUUGGCUUUUAAAGUAAUUGUGCGUGUGCGUGGACAGAUAAUUGUGUGUCCAUGGCCGUGUGAUUCCUGCUCAAUAAAGUCGGUGAGACUCAG
This is a messenger RNA of Erinaceus europaeus (western European hedgehog), 5660 nucleotides long. RefSeq names its product kinesin family member 20B (gene KIF20B). Gene Ontology annotation, biological process: mitotic spindle assembly; microtubule-based movement. Gene Ontology annotation, molecular function: plus-end-directed microtubule motor activity; ATP binding; microtubule binding. The record is from RefSeq and is a predicted model, not a curated record. The coding region runs from base 124 to 5514 and encodes 1796 amino acids. Gene Ontology annotation, cellular component: nucleus; spindle microtubule. The transcript has 32 exons. Lineage: Eukaryota; Metazoa; Chordata; Mammalia; Eulipotyphla; Erinaceidae.